AUGGAAUCUAUUAAAUGUGUAGUUGUAGGUGAUGGUGCAGUUGGUAAAACAGCCUUGUUAAUAGCCUAUUCAUCAGGUUGUUUCCCUGAAGAUUACGUUCCUACAGUUUUUGAUAAUUAUAAUAAGAAUAUUUCAUAUGGUGAUGGUAUUGUUAGUAUUGCUUUAUAUGAUACUGCUGGUCAAGAAGAUUAUGAUCGUUUGAGACCAUUGUCAUAUCCAGAUACUGAUGUAUUUCUUGUUUGUUUUUCAUUAGAAAAUCCAAAUUCACUUGAAAAUUGUCAAAGUAAAUGGGCAGAAGAAUUGAAACAUUACAAUCCAGAUACUCCAAUUGUUCUUGUUGGUACAAAAUUAGAUUUAAAGAAAGAUGAAGAAUAUAUUAAAAAACUUAAAGAUAAGAGAAUUGAACCUGUCACUUCGGAACAAGGUAAUGAAAUGAAAGAUAGAAUUAAAGCAUCAGGAUAUAUUGAAUGUAGUGCAAAGACUAUGGAAAAUUUAGCAGAUGCUUUUGAUUUGGCUGUUGGAAUUGCAAUGAAACAAAAAUUGAAAGACAAUCCACAAAAUAAUGUCAAUCGUCCACAAAAGAAAAAAUGUCAAAUUUUGUAAUUUAACAUUUUCUUUCAAUAUAUUAUACUUU
This is a messenger RNA of Naegleria gruberi, 634 nucleotides long. Its product is annotated as rho family small GTPase. Gene Ontology annotation, molecular function: GTP binding; GTPase activity. The transcript is spliced from 4 exons. Gene Ontology annotation, biological process: small GTPase-mediated signal transduction. Bases 1 to 603 code for a protein of 200 amino acids. The record is from RefSeq and is a predicted model, not a curated record. NCBI's taxonomy places the organism in Eukaryota, Heterolobosea, Eutetramitea, Acrasida, Naegleriidae.